Molecule: messenger RNA, 726 nt
Organism: Trypanosoma brucei brucei TREU927
Lineage: Eukaryota; Euglenozoa; Kinetoplastea; Trypanosomatida; Trypanosomatidae
Exons: 1
Coding region: 1-726 (241 amino acids)
Source: RefSeq, a predicted model, not a curated record
AUGCCUCAAAGCCUGUUUGGUCACUCCUUAUUUGUACUGUUAACCCCCCGAAGUGCCACAAAGAAACGACAGCAGAGGAAACAGAUCCUGUGCGCAUCACAGCCCCGUUACAGGGAUGUGUCAUUCAGAACGCAUGCACAUACACGGAGGUGUGACCGCACCGCUCACGUCCAGUUCCCCCUCGUGCCACCACCGCCACGUCCUGCACGAGUAAUGAAUUCGCUAGAACACAUUCCCGCACCAAGAGAACCGAACGGCAAAAACAAAGAAUUGAAAAGAAACGGACCCACGCGCACUGUCGGAUACUUAGAUCCAAUAAAAGUGAUCACUGCACCUGCCUCGCCGCCGGGCGAUCACGCCCUCCUUUCCCCUCGGUCGGGCGGCUCCGAGUACGCACCAAACACAUUCACGGGUGUCUGGGACACCACACCCUUCACCACUGCCACCAAGCACUCACAUACCGAACACCGUUGCGAUCUACGGUAUCCCUCUUGCUCUCCUUCGCGAAAGAUGCCACACGCGACAGCGACCACAACAAACGGAUCAGAGAGGCAAGACGGGGGCGACGCGAAAGCAAGGAGGCAGGAACCCACCCACUGGACGCCGGCGGCAAGGCCUGCAAGGCACGUGAGCCCUUCACGAACCAUUUCCACCGCCCCCUGUGAAGGCCCCAGCCGCCCGACAAAGUCGCACUGCCCUUGCGGCCUGCAUCGCCGGGGGAAAUAG